Molecule: messenger RNA, 825 nt
Organism: Aspergillus fumigatus Af293
Lineage: Eukaryota; Fungi; Ascomycota; Eurotiomycetes; Eurotiales; Aspergillaceae
Product: aminoglycoside phosphotransferase family protein
Exons: 3
Coding region: 1-825 (274 amino acids)
Source: RefSeq, a predicted model, not a curated record
AUGAAGAUCUUCCCGGAAUCCAGCUUCUUCAAGGAAAGACGAGCGCAUGCACUUCCAUCGCCAGCAGAUAUUCGCGCUAUCAACGAAGGGUCCGGUAAUGCCUCUGUCACGAGCUUUAACUGUCCACCACUGGUCAUGAUACCAUGGCUUGGCUUGGUCGUGAAGUACAGCGCGGAUGUGACAAUUAUCAAAGCUCAGACUCAAAUGAUGUUACAAAAUCGAGUGCCUGUUCCCGAAGUCUUUGGCUGGGCAGAGGAUGCGAAUCAGAUUUUUCUCUACAUGCAGUUCAUUGAGGGUGAAACACUAAUAGCGAGGUGGGGCAGCUUGGAUGAGGAUGAGAGACGAGCCAUUUGCGAGGAACUUCGUGGUUACUUGAAAAUGAUAAGGUCUUUGGAACAAGACCUCUAUAUAGGCAGUUUAGGUAAUCGGCCGCUAAACGACAUAUUUCUCAAAAACCAUCCAGACCUUGUUGGUCCCUUCCUAGGCAAGAACGCUGUCAAACAGUUUCACAGUUCCUGCGGUAUUGAAAUAAGCUGCAAGACACACGUUGUUUUUACGCAUAACGAUCUUCUUCCGCCCAAUAUCAUCAUAUCCCCAGGGCAGAGCCCGAAAGUGGCCGCGAUCGUCGACUGGGCCCAGGCUGGGUGGUAUCCUGCAUACUGGGAAUAUUGCAAGGCCUGGUGGGUAAGAGUGAAUCCGACUCACUUUAAUGAUGCCUUCCAAGAAGAUUGGCGCGUGAAAUAUCUGCCAAUGAUUUUAGAUCCGAUGGAUGACGAGACAUACUAUCAUCCUUGGCUUUAUUUCGUCUUGUCGAAAGGUAUUUAA